Messenger RNA from Rotaria sp. Silwood2, 909 nucleotides. NCBI's taxonomy places the organism in Eukaryota, Metazoa, Rotifera, Eurotatoria, Philodinida, Philodinidae. The record is from the annotation of a GenBank genome assembly.
AUGGUAUUUGCUUCAACCAUCCGAAAAUGCAAACACGAUCUGGGUUUGUUAUUUAAACGAUCAUGGCCUAUAUUUUGGCAUAAAUAUGCGACCAAUGAUGAUCCUUGUCAUGAUUCUUGCAGCAUCGAUUGGUGUGGUUAUUUAAAAGCUGCUCGUGAUGGAACACCAUAUGAUCAUAAACCACACGCUUUACCUCGUCCUGUUCUUGAUGCAAUCAAACCUGUUUUUGACAACCUAUGUUCUCGAGAAAAUCUGGCACGUGUAGUUGAUGCGUCAAGUCAGAAUCCAAACGAGGGUUUUCAUUCGCUUGUCUGGCUUAUGUCACUAAAACACAAGGCAUCAUCUGGAACAACAUUUGAAAUUGCAUGUCAUCUUGCAAUAAUAAUAUCUAAUGAUGGAUAUUUUGCAUUAGGAAAUCUUUUCAACAACAUAUCUGGUUAUCAUGGCUAUUAUACCGACCAAGCAAUGAUUCACUUUGACAACAAUCGUCUUCAUACAGAAUCAAAAGAAAAUAAUAGGAAAAGAAGAAAAGAAGCUGGUCGUGUUUUAGAUAAAAAUGGUCAAACAAAUUAUAGUAAUAAUGCACUGGGUGAUGAUAACGAUGAAACAAUCGAUAGUGAUGAACAAAGAAAUGAUGAUUAUCAUGAAACAAAUCCUAGUGAUCAACCAACAUCUCAAGAUAAUGAUACAACAACUGAUAGUGAUGAACCUAUGACUGGUGAUAAUGAUUCAACAUCCAGUAGUAAUGAUUCAUCAAAUGAUAGUGAUGAUGGAACAAAUCAUAUGCCCGAUGAGGAAACAAUUCUUAAUCCUGAUGCAAGAACAAAUGAAGAUCUUGAAAAAAAUGAUGACACUAGUGAUGACGAAUACGGUUAUUAUAAUCCAAAAGACAAAAGAAGGUGGAAAUAA